Messenger RNA from Diversispora eburnea, 849 nucleotides. Lineage: Eukaryota; Fungi; Glomeromycota; Glomeromycetes; Diversisporales; Diversisporaceae. The record is from the annotation of a GenBank genome assembly.
CAACAAAUACCAUCACCUCAAAUGCAACAACAAUCACAGAGAUUUUUAUUAGCACAACAGGCCGCCGCCGCACAACGACAACACAUGUUACAGCAGCAGACAUCACCCCAGCAACAACAACCUAUAUUCAUGCCAAACAUACAAAACCCUGAUCAAAGGCAAACUUUAAUUCAAAUGAUAAAUUCUACUCCCGCUUUAAAGCAACAGCUCCAACAACACAGAGAGCAACAGAUUAGGCGACAGAUUCUAUCAACUAUGCAAUCGGCACCUCAACAAAUCGCCACGAAUAAUUAUAAUCGACCAAACCUUUCCCAACAGAUACAAUCUUCACCCAAACCUGGGCAACAAGGGGGUUUUAGAGUAAACAAUAUACAACAAGUCUUAUCAAGAUUAGGUAUGCCUCCAGAUACACCAAUAACGGAAGAUCUUCUUAAGAAGAUCAAUUAUGUUACAUCUUCACAAUUUCUUAUGGCACGAGCACAACAAGCAGCUGCUCAACAGAGACAAGUUUCAGCGCCUCAAUAUACACAAGUUCCAACAACACAACACACCCCAGUUCAAACUUCCCAACAAGUCCAAGCUCAGCAGGCACAAGCGGCUCAUCAUGCAGCCCAGGUCCAAGCUGCGGCUCACCAUGCUCAAGUACAAGCUGCUCAACAUGCUCAAGUACAAGCUGCUCAACAUGCACAAGUCCAAUCAUCUCCCCAACAUUCUCAGGUUCAAACAUCUCAUCAUGCACAGGUCCAAGCUGUGCAUCAUGCACAAGUUCAAGCAUCACCACGGGCUCAGGUCCAAGCUGUGCACCAUUCCCAAGUUCAAACACCACAACAUUCUCAAAAUGAAGUCUAA